Messenger RNA from Chinchilla lanigera (long-tailed chinchilla), 1895 nucleotides. RefSeq names its product bone morphogenetic protein 4 (gene Bmp4). Gene Ontology annotation, cellular component: extracellular region. Gene Ontology annotation, molecular function: growth factor activity; cytokine activity; BMP receptor binding. NCBI's taxonomy places the organism in Eukaryota, Metazoa, Chordata, Mammalia, Rodentia, Chinchillidae. The transcript is spliced from 4 exons. Bases 388 to 1617 code for a protein of 409 amino acids. The record is from RefSeq and is a predicted model, not a curated record. Gene Ontology annotation, biological process: BMP signaling pathway; negative regulation of apoptotic process; negative regulation of transcription by RNA polymerase II.
GAAAGAGAAGGAAGGAGUACAUGUGGGAGGGCAGAGGAGGAAGGUGGGAGGGCAGGAGCGCGGACGGACGCGAGGUGAGUUCUGGACGGGACCCUGCGACGCCGGGCUGAGUGCCUCGCCUCUGACCCCGAUAGGAUUCCUGUCCGAGCCACCCGAGCCUGCAGCGCCCCAUCCCCGGCCCUCGCCCCGUUCCCCGAGCUGUUCAGAGGUCCCCAGGAGCUGCUUUUGGCGAGCCCGCUACUGCGGGGACCCAUGGAGCCAUUCCGUAGUGCCAUUCCGAGCAACGCACUGCCGCAGCUUCUCUGAGCCUUUCCAGCAAGUCUGUUCAAGAUUGGCUGUCAAGAAUCAUGGACUGUUAUUAUAUGCCUUGUUUUCUGUCAAGACACCAUGAUUCCUGGUAACCGAAUGCUGAUGGUCGUUUUAUUAUGCCAAGUCCUGCUAGGAGGCUCGAGCCAUGCUAGUUUGAUACCUGAGACGGGGAAGAAAAAAGUCGCCGAGAUUCAGGGCCACGCGGGAGGACGCCGCUCCGGGCAGAGCCAUGAGCUCCUGCGGGACUUCGAGGCAACACUUCUGCAGAUGUUCGGGCUGCGCCGCCGCCCGCAGCCCAGCAAGAGCGCCGUCAUCCCGGAUUACAUGCGGGAUCUGUACCGGCUGCAGUCUGGGGAGGAGGAGGAGGAAGAGCAGGUCCAAGGCACUGGUCUGCAGUACCCGGAGCGCCCUGCCAGCCGGGCCAACACCGUGAGGAGCUUCCACCAUGAAGAACAUCUGGAGAGCAUCCCAGGGACCAGUGAGGACUGUGCUUUCCGUUUCCUCUUUAACCUCAGCAGCAUCCCAGAGAACGAGGUGAUCUCCUCCGCAGAGCUCAGGCUCUUCCGGGAACAGGUGGACCAGGGCCCUGACUGGGAGCAGGGCUUCCAUCGCAUAAACAUUUAUGAGGUCAUGAAGCCCCCGGCGGAGGCGGUGGCCGGGCACCUCAUCACACGACUACUGGACACGAGACUGGUCCACCACAAUGUGACGCGGUGGGAAACUUUUGAUGUGAGCCCUGCGGUCCUUCGCUGGACCCGGGAGAAGCAGCCCAACCACGGGCUGGCUGUGGAGGUGACUCACCUCCAUCACACAAGGACCCACCAGGGCCAGCACGUCAGGAUUAGCCGAUCGUUACCUCAAGGGAGUGGGGAUUGGGCCCAGCUCCGGCCCCUCCUGGUCACUUUUGGCCACGAUGGCCGGGGCCAUGCCUUAACCCGACGCCAGAGGGCCAAGCGCAGCCCUAAACAUCAUCCACAGCGGUCCAGGAAGAAGAAUAAGAACUGCCGGCGCCACUCCCUCUACGUGGACUUCAGUGAUGUGGGCUGGAAUGACUGGAUUGUGGCCCCACCAGGCUAUCAGGCCUUCUACUGCCAUGGGGACUGCCCCUUUCCACUGGCGGACCACCUCAACUCCACCAACCACGCCAUCGUGCAGACCCUGGUCAACUCUGUCAACUCCAGUAUCCCCAAGGCCUGUUGCGUACCCACCGAACUGAGCGCCAUCUCCAUGCUCUACCUGGAUGAGUAUGACAAGGUGGUACUGAAAAAUUACCAGGAGAUGGUAGUAGAGGGAUGUGGGUGCCGCUGAGAUCAGGCAGUCCUUGAGGACAGACAGACAGACACACACACACACAUACACACAAACACACCUUCCCAUCCACUCACCCAUACACCACACAGACUGCUUCCUUAUAGCUGGACUUUUAUCUUUAAAAAAAGAGGAAAAAAAACCUAAACAUUCACCUUGACCUUAUUUAUGACUUUACGUGCAAAUGUUUUGACCAUAUUGAUCAUAUAUUUUGACAAAAUAUAUUUAUAACUACGUAUUAAAAGAAAAAUAAAAUGAGUCAUUAUUUUAAAGGUAAA